Trematomus bernacchii (emerald rockcod) is the source of this 4757-nucleotide messenger RNA. RefSeq names its product kelch repeat and BTB (POZ) domain containing 2 (gene kbtbd2). The record is from RefSeq and is a predicted model, not a curated record. The coding region runs from base 549 to 2447 and encodes 632 amino acids. NCBI's taxonomy places the organism in Eukaryota, Metazoa, Chordata, Actinopteri, Perciformes, Nototheniidae. Gene Ontology annotation, molecular function: protein binding. The transcript has 4 exons.
UCAGCGCUUAUGAUGCGCUGAAAGGUUGUCCGUUGCUCGGCGCUUCAACACAACUGUUUAAUGUCUAAAUUCGGCUUGAGGAGCUUACUUGACACUUUCUGAUCACCAGAGAAGCCAUCGCGACGAUUUACUGUGCGUGGAGUCCGGCUACAGUCACUACGAGCACUGAUGUAGCAGGGUUGCAACAGUUGUGGUGCUCUCCCUCUACCUCCGAUCCUCCCCGGUGCCUCACUGCAUGAUCUCAGACAUCCGAUAGAUCUACGAGAGGAAACAACCCCUUCUUCACCCAGGACCCUACCCCCUGGACUCCUGACUGCGACACUCAGUAGCCAUCUCCUCUUUCAACUCAUCUCCAGAAGAAGGAGCAGCGCAUAUUUUUCCACAUAGGAGUUGAACACCUCCACUUUGGUCAGUGGAGGUGUUGAAGACCACGCCCCCUGUUAACCCUCUUGACUUUUGAAAAAUAUAUAUUCUCCUGGUUGGUUUGAGCCCGGUUCUGCCGGCCGUGUGACUUUUCAAAACUGGGGCGCGAUUCAUGGGAUGCAACCAUGUCGGAUCUCAGUGAGCGCAGGCCGGUCAACGCGGACUACGCUGUCUCCCUGCUGGAGCAGCUCAAGUUCUUUUACGAACAGAAAUUACUGACUGAUGUUGUGCUGCUGGUGGAGGACUCAGAGUUCCCGUGUCACAAGAUGGUCCUGGCAACAUGUAGCUCCUAUUUCAGGGCGAUGUUCAUGAGCGGCCUCAGUGAGAGCAAACAGACCCACGUCCACCUGAGGAACGUGGACCCAGCCACCCUGCAGAUCAUCAUCACCUACGCCUACACGGGCAACCUGGCCAUCAACGACAGCACGGUGGAGCCGCUCUACGAGACCGCCUGCUUCCUACAGGUGGAGGACGUCUUGCUGCAGUGCAGAGACUACCUGGUGAAGAAGAUAAGCGCUGACAACUGCGUCCGCAUGCUGAGCAUCGGCGACCUCUUCAGCUGCAGUGAGCUCAAGCAGAGCGCUAAGCGUAUGGUGGAGCACAAGUUCCCCAUGGUGUACAGGCAGGAGGCGUUCCUUCAGCUCUCCCACGAGCUGUUGAUCGACGUGCUGAGCAGCGACAACCUCAACGUGGAGAAGGAGGAGACGGUGCGCGAGGCGGCCAUGCUGUGGUUGGAGUACAACAUGGAGGCCCGCUCGCAGCACCUGUCCUCGGUGCUCAGUCAGAUCCGCAUCGACGCUCUGUCCGAGGUGACGCAGCGCGCCUGGUUCCAGGGUCUGCCGCCGAACGACAAGUCCGUGGUGGUGCAGGGCCUCUACAAGUCCAUGCCCAAGUUCUUCAAGCCUCGUCUAGGCAUGACCAAGGAGGAGAUGCUGAUCUUCAUGGAGGCCAUGUCAGAAGAGCUGGGUCACGGAUAUGUGGUGGCUGGGUGUCUGCCUACCAGAGUAGUGUGUUACAGCCCGCAGGCGGAGAAAGUGUACAAGCUCAACAACCCCCCAGGAGACCUGCAGAAGGUGGGGACUCUCGUUACACCAGACAAUGAUGUGUUCAUAGCCGGGGGGCAGAUCCCUCUCAAAAACUCUAUCACCAGCCACGGCAAGAGUGGAAAGCUACAGGCGGUGUUCUGCUCUGUCGACAGCUUCUUCUGGUUCGACGCCCAGCAGAACGCCUGGGUUCCUAAAACCCCCAUGCUGUGUGCCCGAAUCAAGCCCUCCCUGGUCCACUGCGAGGGCUACAUCUAUGCAAUCGGAGGAGAUAACGUCGGAGGAGAGCUGAACAAGCGCACGGUGGAGCGCUACGACUGCGAGAAGGACGAGUGGAGCAUGAUGAGCCCCCUCCCCUACGCCUGGAACUGGAGCACCUCUGUGGUGGCGCACGACUGCAUCUACGUGAUGACCCACGACCUGAUGUACUGCUACUUCCCCCGCGCCGACACCUGGGUGGAGAUGGCCAUGCGCAAGACGAGCCGCUGCUUCGCCUCUGCCGCUGCUUUCGGGGACCUCAUUUUCUACAUCGGCGGCCUCCACGUGGUCAGCAACUCUGGCAUCCGCUUGCCCACGAGCACCAUCGACGGCUCCUCUGUCACCGUGGAGAUCUACGACGUCAACAAGAACGAGUGGCGCCAGGCCGCCAACAUCCCUGCUAAGCGGUACUCGGACCCCUGCGUGCGGGCGGUGGUUCUGCUCAACUCGCUGUGCAUCUUCAUGCGCGAGACCCACAUGAACGAGAGGGCCAAGUACGCGAUCUACCAGUACGACAUAGAGCUGGACCGCUGGUACCUGCGGCAGCCCGUGUCCGAACGCGUGCUCUGGGACCUGGGCAAGGACUUCCGCUGUGCUGUGGGGAAGCUGUACCCCUCCUGCCUGGAAGAAUCCCCCUGGAAACCCCCAACCUAUCUCUUCUCCCCCGACGGAGCCGAGGAGUUUGAGGUGGACGGGGAGCUGGUGACCCUCCCUCACGUAUAGCUCUUAACCUCCCCUCCCCUACCUCGCUGACUGAACCAGGAAUCUGUAACGCUGAGGGAUGAACAUGAAGGGGGGGCAGAUCACUUCUCUGAUAUGAAAGGGUUUGACGUUCUCUCUGUUGUGGAGGGAUCUCCUCACGUGCAGCCCGGAUUGAAAAGAUGCCCCUCGGAAACACAAGUAAUCUGAAAAAAAAUCUUCUUAUUUUGUCAUUUGUGACAUCUGUUAGAUAUUAUUACAAGUCUGUCAUACUGUUUCUACAAUGUGAUAAUCUGAACGUCAACUUAUUUUGUGAUGAUGAUGAUGAUGCACUUAACUGGUUAACCUUCUCGGAAUGACAAUGGCAACUGUACCAAAAUCCCCCCCCCACCCUAUCCCUUCUGAUCGUGGCUUCCCCCUCUCCUCUUUUUCUCUUCUCUCACCACUGAUAAAUGAAAGCUCUGUGGAAAAUCUGUCUCUUAGAGUAUAAGGCUUGAAAGGCUCUUGGAAAAGUUAUUAGUUUGCUCCUUUGUGGAAGCAGCAGCUGUAGUUACAAUGGCUCCCAAACGAGAUCCACUAACAAAAUGUUCCAUAGAAACUUCUCAAAACAAUUUAAAGCAUGUUUGAUAUUGAGCUGGUAGUUUGUCAGAUAAAAUAUGCAGCAUAAGGUCCAUUUUAUGAACAUUUUCUCAAUCUCACAUCUCAUGGCCUUUAACGCUUAAAGUCUCCUUAAUUUUUUUGGUUUACUUUUUAACACGUGUUAACCUCUAUUCUCUUCACUUAAAACUGAGGCUACAAGAAGGUCCAUAAUAUUUCCAGUAUGUGGACAUAGUGCUAAGAUUUGUUUUGUAAAACUACUGAUAAAUGUUCAAUAUUCAACCUUUUUUAAGCUAAAAAAAAUUUGUCGCAUAAUAACAAUUAAAACAUCUGUGUGGCAAUUGAGCAAAGAAAGUUGGACCUUUGAUGUUUGGAUACAUUUAAGCAGAGCUGCUUCAAAACCGUAUUUUCAUUGAAGACCACAAGUAUAUUAAAUAAAUGAAUUGUCUUUUAGUCUAUAAGAUGUCAUUUUUAAAAAACUCAAAUUGUCUACCCAACACAAUUGUAUUUAAGUGUUUAAACUUCACCUUGAUAUCUGUAUCCUAAGUGUUCUGACUUGACGGGCGUUUAUGUACAUUUUCCAUUUAGUACGCAUUUGAACUAUAAUUCCGUCAUCACUUGAAUGCAGCACUAAUGUAAUGAUAGUAACUUAUAUCUGCUUUGUACUUUUGAUCUGCUCCAAAAUAUAAAAUUAGUUCGAUCCAUUGCUUCACCCGUCUAGCAAAUUCCUUAAAAAUGAGGCUAGUAGUUUUUAUUGAAAUUCUGUUGACAAACAAUAAUGAAAAAACGCAUUAGUUGCAGCUCUGCGCAAAUGAUGAAAUGAUUGACAGUUGUCCUUUCAGCACUGGUUCAGACAUGUUUGCUUGCUGUCGUCUCCAUUUAAAUCCAUGUUUACUACAACUACCCUCCUCCACAAAUGAGCAAAAUAAGUAUUGGAUAGAUUACCUUUUAACAAACAGGAUCCGUGUUUUUCUUCUGAAGGCCCCCGCAGACGAGAGGAACAGGGGCUGUAGUUUUCGGGAGGAGGGGGAAACGAGUGAGGAGAGGAUUUAAGAGUGGGUGACUGCAGGUCCGGGCACCCUCACCUCUUCCCCCCCCUCUCCUCUGUCCUCCUCCCCCACCUCUGUCUUCCACACAGCUCGCAGUUUACACCUCACUCCAUCCAUCGUCACAUGAUCAUGAACAUUUUUCUUUCCACGAGGGUCUCUACACAACUCCACUCUCAGUAGGUUUCGGGCUCAUGCAUUUUUUUUUGUUUUUUCCCCCAAGCUGCUGAAAUAUAUAUAAUAAAAUAUAUAUUUUUCAUAUGUUUAAAAGACAACUGUUUUAGUGUGGGGGGAAAUAACCAGGUCUAUUUUGUAUUAGUGUCUUUUUUUAAUUUAAUAUCAAACAUUACUGUAGUGUGAUUGUGGGUAGAUGUCCAUUUUCCUAUCAGAUUGAAUUUUUUCUCAAGUGAAAAUUGAGGAAUCUUGCUGCUGAUUGGUUGUGAGAAGAGAGGGCUGGCCCACGACUGUUGCUAUGGAGUUCGUCCCGGCAACCACUAGCAGUAGUGGAGAGGGCAGGUUAUAGUUGGGGAUGGGGAGGGGGAGCAGGGGUCUUCCUCCUACCUUUAAAAACAUGAGCACAGGUGCUUCAUGACAAACCUUACUAGCAUGUUUGGCUGCAUCAUAUUCCUUUGGCACUGUAUUUUGAAUGAACGUUAAUUUAUUAAAAAACAUACCAAAAACGUUCCUGAAA